GUCGCAGAGGAUGAAACCACGAGGGAAGCAAGUCAUAUGGCGUAUUAUGCAGCGGUUAGCUAACAGGGAGCAGCUAUCUUGGCAGUCCCUGCGUCCAAAUUCGAGUGGGCGACGGCAACCGCGGGAAGAUGUUCGGAGCCCACAAGGAUAAGAUUAUUGGUCGUUCCGAGUUCUUCGCUAGAGCCCUAAACGGAUCAUGGAAAGAGUCUGACGACAACCUUGUCAACUUACCGGAAGAUAAGCCUCACGUUUUCGAGCUCUACUUGCAGCUGCUCUACAAGAAUGUAGUCCCUGUUAGGAAUGCAAUUAGCCUAUAUGCCGAAAACCACAAGAGCAACGACACCGUCUCCGGAGACGUCCAAGACGCCGAUAUUUCAGAGCAGUCGACAGACGCAGAACAAGGAAAGACCAAGAAGUCGGCGGAAGCUUUGACCCAGGAAGUUUGGGACAACGCCAUUCUUGAAUGGAAUGCUUUGAUCCCCCUUUACAUUCUCUGCGAGAAGCUUCAGGAUCGGUAGUCUAAAAACCUUGUGGUCACGGCGGUAGUGGUAAACUAUUUGCCUAUGAUGGGCAUCAUCGAGAAAGUCUAUGAC
This is a messenger RNA of Trematosphaeria pertusa, 593 nucleotides long. RefSeq lists its product as uncharacterized. Lineage: Eukaryota; Fungi; Ascomycota; Dothideomycetes; Pleosporales; Trematosphaeriaceae. The transcript has a single exon. The coding region runs from base 129 to 518 and encodes 129 amino acids. The record is from RefSeq and is a predicted model, not a curated record. Gene Ontology annotation, molecular function: protein binding.